CACAAAUCCAAUACCGGUGAUUUAAGUGGCCGCUCGCGCGGCGCGGCGCGGCGCGUAGUUCGGGUCAAAGACCCACGGGCCGCCCUCGCGGGGCUUCUCCUCGCGAAUUCCGGCAACGGACGGUGUCUCCGCGGUAAUUAGCGGCGGAAACGGCGGCAUCGCGGCCCGCUUCGAGCCCGCGGGGCGGCCGCCGAGAGGCAACACGGAACGGAAGAACGGAACGGCCGGCGAACUUUCCGGCGAAUGAUCGACGGAAACUUCACUGCGUUGGUUGCGAUACGAUCGAAGGAUAACCUAGACAAGCAGAAGAGAGAUAGAUAAAUAGAGAGAGAUAGCUAGAGACAGAGAGAGAGAAAGAAUUAUGAGUCGCCCGGAGAGGAAUCACGGAUGAAUUUGUUCGAAGACAUGCCGAGAGAAGACCCGCUGGUCGAGGAGGACGUGACCUGCUGCUAUCGGAUGACCUUCCUCCCUGCACGGCUCCGAAACAUCCGGGUGACCGAGCCAGUGUUUCCGCGGCUCUCGAAAAUCUUCACCUGGCAGAGCAUCUUUUGGCUGGGCAACAUCGCGAUCAGUUUCGCGCUAGGCUGGGCUGUCCUCUACUGUCUUCUCGGCAACACGAUGUUCCCUUACGGAGACGGGUUCGGUCUGUACACUAUCGCGAUCCUCUCGUACUCCCUCGGAUGGAGCUUGUCCUAUCUGCCCUACCUACAUCUGCCUCCGGUCUUCGGGAUGCUGCUCGCCGGCCUGAUCAUCCGCAACUCCGGCCUCUACAACAUCCACGAGGACCUCGGCACGAUCGCCACCUCCAAGAUCCGCACGUUCUGCCUGACAUUCAUCAUGAUCCGCUGCGGGCUGCAGGUCUCGAUGACCAGUCUGAAGAGGUACACCGUGUUCAUGGUGCUCCUGGCUGUCAUUCCCUGCACCGUCGAGCUCGUCAUCCUUGGCAUCUGCUGCAGGACCAUCUUGGGCUACCCCUGGGAUUGGUCGUUCAUGGUCGGGGCCAUACUCGCUUGCAUGUCGCCGGUAGUUACCCUGAACUGCGUGCUCACCCUCGCCGAGAAGGGCUACGGCGAGGACAAGGGCCUCGCCAGCGUCCUAUCCACCGCCGCCUGCCUCGACGACGUCCACAUCAUCUCCGUGUUCGUCCUCUGCUUCUCCAUCGUCUUCGGAAACGGUGAGACGCAAAGGGAGUGGUACGUCUACAUACCCGUUGGUCUGCGAGAUUUUGUGCUGAGCGUCCUCGCAGGAUUCGUCUUGGGCGUCUGCUGUGUCUUUUUCCCUCAUCGCAGCCACGCAAGAAGCAUCGCCACUUACGCGGUGGCGACCUUGGAGAAAUCGUUAAACUGGAGGGAACGGCUGUUCGUCGUCAUGUGUUGGCUGCCCAAAGGCACCUUGCAGGCGGCUCUGGGACCCAUGGCGUACGAACGCUUGCGGGAGAAGCCGGAUCACGAAGACGUCCAAAUGGCCCUGGAGGUGAUGAGGAUAUCCGUGAUUACCGUUCUGUUCUUAGCACCUGUCGGUACUAUUGCCAUCAUGGCCACCGGGCCGCUUCUGCUCAACCAAACGGCGGUGGAAGAAGACGAAUUGGAUUAUUUAAGGAGAAUCAGCCUGACCCACCCUCAUUCGGCCGAUGAAAAGAAAGGGAGGUUUCAACUCACCGGCGGCCGCAAUUAAAUUCAUUUAUUCGAGAGACAAAGUCUUAAAUAGUGUCCGUCUAACAGUUGUAUCGUUAAUAAGAAACGUUUAGUCAA
Molecule: messenger RNA, 1751 nt
Organism: Megalopta genalis
Lineage: Eukaryota; Metazoa; Arthropoda; Insecta; Hymenoptera; Halictidae
Source: RefSeq, a predicted model, not a curated record